CAGAAGUUGAUAUUACCCUAAUUCCAUGACAGGCAACAGGCAAUGAGCAAAGUUCUCCAGACAUGAACUAAAGCUGAUUUAAGACCAUGAAUAAGAUCCUAAGUUCGCCAUACAUGAACUAAAGCUGAUUUAAGAUAAUGAGGAAGAUCCUAAGCGCAAACAUGGGUGGGUCAGCGCAAUGCUCCCACACGCCACAUGAUCUAUCUAUAGUUCUUGCGUAACAGACUUUGCUCGUUGCCCGCCAAAUAAAUUUGGGCCCUUAAGGCAUGCAUGCUUAUUUUAAUAUCACUCUCUGGCUAUCAGGUUUUAUUACAGAUAUUAAGGACCUACGAACAAGUUUACUUGUGUUUUUAAGCAUGCUAACAAAUGUAUGUUAACUGUUCUUUAAGCAUGUUAACAUAGGCCCUGUAACAAACACGAAACAGUUUAACAUACACAGGAAUAUUGGAAAACCUGCAUUUACAUCAGUACUUACAGUAGGUUGCCUUAGUUUUAACAACAAAAUCAUACUGCACCUUUUAAAGUUCAUUUUAAAAUAGGUAUGUUCAGGGCUUUCGUAUUGGUCUGAAGAGUUGGAGGGGGAAAAAUGUAAGAUGGGGGUAUAGUAUUAGCAAAAAAAAAUGAGAAUUUCAUUUCAGAUACGGAAUUUAGUGUUGAAUAAGAUUAGCUUCAUACCCCGCCUGGUCACUCACUUAGCAUGACAUAAAUAUAAAGACACCACUUAAGAUCUUGGAAUAGAAGAUUCUGCAAAUGUAGGGAUAUAACACAGGGUUUGGUCUGACAAUCAUGAUCAUCUCAUUCACCUAAAUGAAUUAUUAUGUUCAUACUUACAACUGUAAAACAUUUUGUAUUGCUUAUUUUUCUUAAGAUUUGAUUUCGAUCUCUCACUGCCAUCUAUGGAGGAUGUCUUAUUAUUGCACUAUGGCGUAGAUACUUUGACAAGGACUUUCUGCUUACAUUGUGAUAUGGUGGAUUUAGCCAGAAUUAUGUGAACAAAACACCAAGAAGAGGCCUAAAAGUCCAUGUUUCCAAAUGGGCAUAUAGCCUAUAGGUCAUGUCUUCACUGAUGAGAUGUAAAUAUUAUAAUAGCUGUGAUUGUGAUAGAUUACCAGUUCUCACUCCUGCUUUCGGGAAGCAACCCCCUGCACUGCAAUCCUUAAAUCUAUUCCUCAUUUAAGCCUCAAGCGUCCUUGAUUGUUUGGUAUGAGUAGCUAGUCAAGAGUUUGGAGGGGCCCAGGGGUAGGAUCGGCCGUCAGGUAUUUUGAUGCACCAGAGAAGACAGAAUAUGUGUCAGGCAAACUUGUUGUUAAAUUAAGACUAAUUAAUCUUCACAUGAUGAUGAAAAAAAGAGAAAUAGUCUAUUGAAAGAAAUGUUCGUAGUAUAAUGUCAUGUUGUGCUGCAUCAGUCAACCAAAUAGAAAUGUGCUGUGUACCUGCUUAUGACCAUCUAAAACCAAACCAAAUAUAUAUAAAACAAUACUAUUAUAUAUAUAACCACUAUAAUAUUAUUUUAAAAUAAAAAACUGGUCUUCAACCUUCAUUAUUAUUUCAUCGUCAUGAUUUAGGUAGAAUAGUCAUGUAGUCCAUACACGCUGCUCUACUCCACACUCAAAUUGAGAGCCUUGAGUUUCACCUGGGUCCUCCUGCUACUUCUUGACUGACUGCUUUUACACAAGUUCACAUCUUUAGGUAAUCUGACUGCUGUGUUCUGAAUCUCGUAACUCCCCUUGAUUCAUUUAUUAUCAUAGUAAUUCUACUUUAAAAACAAUCGUGUCAACUUUCAAGAUUGAACUAUUUUGAGUGUUUUUUUUUCAUAUUUUUAACAUGGAAAUUUUGUUUAAUUCCUGUUAUUUGUCGCAGUGGAACAAUGUGCUGUGAAAAGGUUUUGUGUUGUCAUCUGAUACCUUUGCAUGAAUGAUACCUUUGCUUUGAAUAAUAGUUGUAGGACAAUGCACUCCUACUUUCUCCUGGUUUGCUACAAGUGCAACAUUACUACAAAUUGCAAUUGUCUGUAUGCAGCCAUGAGCCUCAAGAUUAGUUCUAUGUACUACUACAACAUAUACUAAGAAACCAAUAUCCAUGACCAUAGCGCAGCCUGUAGUAGAAAUCUCAUGACAAUGUGCAAAUUAUCAUGUUGUGUAUAAUUUGUUUUGUCAAUAUCAGUGCGCUCAAUUCUUUAUAUAUAUAUAUAUAUCCAUUAGCUUAUGGGCUAAUGUGUGGUCAGCUGUUUGCUUAUUUAAUGUUGUGUUCUGCACCAGUAAGUGAUCACACAUCCGUUAUAUCAAAUGUUUAGGUUGCUCUGUAGUAAUUGAAAUAGGGGCUAUUUUAUCUUGAGUCCAGACAGUGUACUUUGCAUUUGUGGCUUCAUGCCGUUCCUGUUGUUCUUUAUCGUUGUGAAAUCAGUAACAUCCAAAUUGCAGUGUUUACAUUUACAUUAAGACCUACAAGACUCUUGUAAUCUAAAACAUCUAGAAAUGUAAAGUUGCAAUAUGUAAUUUUGUUUUCAGACAAUGAAAAUGGCCUUAGACUUACUGUUAUGAGAUGUUAUUCCCAAGGAGCAGUAAAAAGAUAAUGUUGGGUAAUAUUCUAAGAAUCAAAUUGUUAUUCAAAUAAUCUUACUUUUGUUGGGGCCUAAAAUGUAAACAAAUGCAAUUCCGUGCCUGAAACUGAGAAACAAAGUACAGAAUGCACAGGAGCAUUAAGACGUCUAUUUAGCCGUCACCAAAUUUGAGCUGUAAUACUGUGAUGGAUAUAAUGAGGUUUUUGCGGGAGGUGUUAUUGGCUCUGAUAUUUAGACUAUAAAGUGGUGUGCUGCUAUGCCACUGGUCUUUUGUUCUCUUAACAGAGUUUCCACAUGUUAAUGCAUUUGCAUGGGGUUAUAGAGUGGUGCCCAUGAUGUAGCACUUCAUUCAACUGUAGAAAGAAUGAGUAUGUUGUAAUGAGUGUGUCAUUAUUAGAAAAGAUAUGAGCUUGCUAAGCUUUGAUACCGGUAAUAGCACAAUACAAUAAUGCAACAUAUCCUCAUGAUAUUAUACUGAGCAAUUAAGCUGUUUGUAUGCGUCAUAUAACAUUAGUUAUGAUAAGCAAUACAUUGAUUUGAGUACAGUUAUGCUCUGGGUACUGAAAACAUAUUGUGUAGUUGUCUUUUAGGAUCAAGAUUACUGCUCACAUCGCAUACAUAUGUGAGCUUUGAAUAAUAGUGAAGUAGUAAUAUUUUUCACAGAACUGGGUGAAUUCACCAGUAGAGGGCAGCAUCAGUAUUUCUUCUAAAACCUAAAUAGUUUCUUUUUUCAGUCAUUUGUUUUACUCUAAUCUCAGUUCAUUGCCGCAGUUAUGCUAAUAUUAGUGCUAAGUUAUGAUUCAUGUUGGAUUCUACUGUUUUGUUGUACAGUGUAACCUUUCUGACUUACACAGGAUUGUUAUUUGUUUGAGAAUUUGUAAAUGAACAUACAUAAUACUGUCAUUUAGUGUUUGUUUUUUUUUGUUGUCUUUUACUUUCUUUUGGUAGUCUUUUUUUGAAGUCUACAUGGCUAUCUGGUCAGACAUGGUUUUGCACUCAUUGUUCUCUGUUGAUUUCCAUGUACCCAAAUGUGAACUGUAAAUGUUGACAGUUAUUGUCUUUUUACAGGAUGGUGUGAUUUCAGUAUAGCUGGUCUUUGUUUUAUGCUGAGUAUUUUUUUUUACAAUUCCAAUCAAUUAUCUGACUUAGGCCUUGAAUUCUAAAUGGUGCCUUGUGACAUUGUUCAUUGUUAUUAGUGGUAUUAUUUAUAUAUAUUUUUUAAUUAACUGUGUUGAAUGAAAAACUUCAGCGUGAAGUGAAGCUCUGCAAUAUGAACAGAAUUGUUAAUAUAGCCUGCUCCCCUUAGUUACAAACUGUACUUCUGUCUUAGAAUCUUAAUGCAUAUAUCUUUUGACAGUCACGAAACCCAAAUGGCUGUGUCUAACAUGUUUUUUUUCUCUUAAAAAUGUACUCUUUUAUUACCAUUUAAUAACUCACCAUAUGUUUCCAACAGGAAGAAGGAACAUUUCAAAUUAUGGCUGUCAAUGUCAUUUAGUUGUUUCAAUAACAAAGUGAAAUAAAUGUUCUUCAAAAAGCUGUGUUGCAAACAUGUUAUUUGCUGUGACUAGAAUUGCUGCGCACGUUGCUUUGAGUGCAUCUUCUCGGGAAAAAAAAACAAGUUCGGUUUGUUCGAAAAGUCAUGCCGUAGUUUACUUUGACAGAGACGGGGGAUAAAGUUUUGAAUUUACUCAAAGCGGACAGAUUUUCAAGCGACCAAGUUACGUCUUGGCUCGUUUUCUUCGUGAAAGAACUUUUAAAACUGAGAUAACAGAUCGAUGGCUGUCAUUUAACUUAUUUGGCUGAGCUACCCGGUAACAUUACCUUUGACAUAAGGUGCCAAGCUUGCUAGCUAGCUAGCUACCUUACUUCCUUCCUUCAUUAAGUUAUUUAAACGGUGCCUUGACUCGUAAAAUAGGUCAGAUCAUAUAUUGUAGGGGUUCUGUAUGCAUUACGUGAAGUAGGUUUAAUUUAAGUUUUUGUGGUCUCCUGUCACUGAGAUUUUCCUGUCAAGAAUGUAGCGCUCAUUAGCUGUGCAACGUUAUGUUACAUUGGCAUUUGGAAUUAGCUAGCUAGCUAGCCAAGUUGGUCAACUUGGAAGUAAGUUAGGUUGCAAGUAUAAGUUCUGUGGUCUCUCAAAUAGGUUAUUGUUGCCUUGUCAGUGAAGUUGCUCAUGUUAACUAUAUUCACAACCUCAUCACGGUGACUGCUCCAAAUCAUUAACAUUACGAUAUUUCUCAUGGUACUUUUCUGAAGUUUAUAACAUGUAGCAGAGUAGUCCAACGAUAAGCUAGCUUGCUAGCUGCUCAUUCUCAUAUGAAUGUAAUAUGCCUUGAUAUUUAUCAAACUGUCGGACUGUCCUGUAAUUGGACUAUUUCUGAGUUUUUCAAAUAUGUGUGCUUUUUAAAUACAAUCAUAUAUACAGUCGUAUAGAAGCGGAUAGCUUUUUGAGGGAGCAAAGUCGCUCACUCCCAAAAAACUCUGAAUCCAGUUCGCGUUAUUUAGACAGGUGGGUUGUCUAAGUGUAGAGAUGUGCAGGUUACUAAAGUAUUGCAUUAGUCACUGCCUUUAUGCAGCAAUGACCAGGUUCAAGGAAGUUGUUAAAGAUGUAAGUAUGUGGACAUCUGUCCACUGCCUGGGCUACCUAUCCAAUCUCAGUCUAUUUGUGGCUGUAUGCCUUGGGCUUUAUGUUCGGUGGGAGAAGACGGCAGAAUUCAUUGUUCUGGUCAUUUUGAUUUUGGGCCUCUUUGUUCUUGGAAUAGCAAGUAUUUUUUAUUACUAUUUCAGUAUGGAGCGUGUCAGCCUUAGUUUCUUCCAUGUCUGGUUUGGAUUUUUGCUGGGCCUUCUGUGUUUUCUCCACAACCCUUCCCUUGAGAUGGAUGUGAAGGAGCAAGCCACUAACUACUUACUUAUAGCCAGUAUAGUAACAUUUACUCUAUGGGCACUUUUGGAAAGGAUUUGUGGCAACACCAAGCCCAAUUCCAUCUUCCUCACAUCUUAUGAAGCCCUGGAGCUGACUGGUUUUACUGUCGCCAGCACUACUAUGCUUGUUGAUAAAUCGGCAGCUGUGGGUGUUCUCUCUGCAGCACUUGGAGUGCUGCUUGUGGCCCUCCGGACAAAGUCUUUUCUUGCCCUCCCUAAUACAAUAUGCUUUGUUGCCAUCAAUGAAGUUCUGUUUUUUAAGUCCCUGAACAUUUACACCAACCCAUUUGCUUUGGCUUGUUUCUUUGUGCGACUCAUCUGCCAGCCACUGCUGGAUUUCUACUUCAGUGGACUGUCUGCAAUUGAGCGCUGGCAGCCCCUGCUGCUGCAGGCAGGUCUGUGGCGCAGGCUCUCUCUGCUGCCUGUACUCAUGGUGGAAGUUGCAUUCUUUGUGCUGGCUGCCUUUAAGCUUGGUCAUCUUGAACUGUGGUACCUGGUCAUCCCUGGAUUCUCUGUUUUUGGGCUGUUUUGGGUGAUCUGCCAUGUGGUCUUAAUGGUCACUCUGUGGGGAUUCCACAGUAAACUGAGCGACUGUCAGAGAGUUCUCUCAGGACAGAGGUCAGACGCCAGCCACCUGGAUAGAAUCAUGGCUUCUAAAGGGAUGCGACACUUCUGCCUCAUUUCACAGCGCUUGGUGAUGUUCAGCGUUGUGUCCACUAUUAUCCUCGGGGCUCUCUCCUGGCAGCCAUCCGAAAGCCUGUACAUUAGUGUUUUCUUGCUAGUUUUGCUUCUGGAGUCUUUGGCUCAUGGCCUCUUUCAUGAGCUAGGCAGCUGUCUCGGAGGGACUGCCGUGGGCUAUGCUGUGGUAGUUCCCACCAACUACUGCAGUCCAGAUGGCCAGCCCACUCUCCUGCCCCCUGACCAGGUGCAGGCUCUGAACCUGCGCUCCACUGCCAUGUUGAACCAUGUUCAGCGCUUCUUCUCCCAUCACAUGAUUGAGACGUUUGGCUGCGACUACUCCACCAGUGGCAUGACUCUGGAUGGCCUGCAGGCCAAGCUCCGUGCCUUCCUGGAGAGCACUACAGCCGAUGGCCCCCGGCACGACACAUAUGUGGUCUUCUACAGUGGGCACACACACUCCAGUGGUGACUGGGCCCUUGCAGGGGGAGAAACUCUGCAGCUGGCGGAGAUUCUGGGUAUCUGGAGAGAGAAGAACAUGGGUAACUGCUCUCGGCUGAUCCUGGUCUUGGACACAGACAAUUCAUUACCAUGGGUAAAAGCAGUCCGCAAUGUGGAAGACGUCUAUGUGGCCAUCCAGGGUGCGGGGCUCGCCCAGACCACAGAUGUGGAGGGGCAGGACGCACCUCAGCUCGGGGACUUCACUGCAGAGUGGGUGGAGUUCAACUGUAACCCCGGCAGUGUUAUCCGCUGGACAGAAAGGGGGCGCAUGGUCAAGGCCAUAUAUGGGCUCUCCAGGAACUGGGGGGACUACAAGCUUCACUUGCCCACUGGAAAUGAUGUCGCGGCCCACUGGAGGGUGAACUUCCCCCGGCUCACCUACCCAGUGGUGCAGCUGGCUCACUGGUCCACGGGGCUGAAUCUGUUCUGGAUGUGUAGCAUGUUUCUGAAGUGUCUCAGGAGGAUCAAACUAACCUGGUUUCCACCUGCUGUUCUAGACACUGGCCAAGGCUUCAAAUUGGUUAAAUCUUAGAAGACGGCCUACAUAUUGCUACAAUUAACAAUGCACAAUGGCUCUAAUUAUAAAAGAUAUAUAUUUUACAGCAUUUCCAAAUUGUAUUUUCAUUGGUUACUGUUCUUGGUUACUGUUCUGGGUUACUGGGUUAUCCGGGUUACUGACAUUUUUUAUUUGAAAACAACUUUUUAUGUUUUGUUCAUUAACAUUUUUUCUUAAUAUCUGUUUCAAUGUUUGUGACUGUUCACACUGGUUAGAAUUUGAAUUCCAGUACGAUUGUGCAAGAUGACUGCCGGUUCAGUUCACUUCAGUUCACUUCAAAUCAAUAAACCAAUCUAAUUAGAUAGCCAAGAUUUUUUUUUGCCAUCAUUUAAUGUACUCUAUAAUAGCAUAAAGGUAAAUUCAAGUUACAGAUUUCUUGUAGUCCUAAAAGAUAAUAUCCACACAAGCUAUUGUCUUAUGUUGGAAAGUAUCUUGAGAGUACAAGAUGAUGAACUCAUACACACAAGAUCAAAUAUCACAUUCAAAAUAAUGUGCACUCUAAAUGAUCUUGUGGAUUAAAGCUUGUGUACGUAUUUAGCCUGCUGUUGAUGAUAAACAGCUUUCAUUUCUCCUGCUGUGUUAGGGAUGUGAGCAGCUAUCUGCCAUAACUGGAUGAGCAACUUUAAGUGGUACUUGAAUAUGUAAGACAUGUUUUGUGUCUGUUGCUCAACUGGUAGAUGAAGAUCAUGGUUUCAAUCCGGGAAACUGAAGAUUCAUCUUAUAACAGCCUACAGUGCAACAAUAUUGCCCACAAUAUUUUUCCUGUUCAUCACAAAUAUGACAUUUACUAGCUGCUUGGUUACAAGAUGUGAACAGUCUCAAGGUGGUGUCUCCAUUAAAAUUAUAAUAGUUUGUGUGAUUUAUUUUUCUGAAAUCAGAUGUAAAGAAGUUGUUAUACUGCCAUUUGCAAUUAUUGUAAUAAUAUGCUUAAGUGAUCUUCAUUUAGAUCUCUACAACAAUGCACAUACUUCUGCCUGUCAUUGAAGUGCCUUAUAAUAUUAAAGCUUUAAUUGUAAUUAAAGGAUACCCAGGUGUUUUUAUAUACUGUACACAAAAUAUGUAUUCACAUUAUUUAUUUCAUAAUUUUGUUCUGAUUCCCUCUUAGCUGAGAAAACUGUGUUGCAGAGUAGAAAAUAUGGUGCAGCUUCUCAUACUGCAUUGUGCAAAAUAAAAAACCUUGUCUUUGUA
Molecule: messenger RNA, 8402 nt
Organism: Clupea harengus (Atlantic herring)
Lineage: Eukaryota; Metazoa; Chordata; Actinopteri; Clupeiformes; Clupeidae
Gene: tmem168b
Product: transmembrane protein 168b
Source: RefSeq, a predicted model, not a curated record